Molecule: messenger RNA, 1470 nt
Organism: Stegastes partitus (bicolor damselfish)
Lineage: Eukaryota; Metazoa; Chordata; Actinopteri; Pomacentridae
Gene: smpd3
Product: sphingomyelin phosphodiesterase 3
Exons: 4
Biological process (GO): sphingomyelin metabolic process
Cellular component (GO): cytoplasm
Molecular function (GO): sphingomyelin phosphodiesterase activity
Source: RefSeq, a predicted model, not a curated record
AUGGUGCUCCACAGCGCCCCCUACACCAGUGCCUGCCUGCACUUCCUGGACGGGCUGUCGUGGAGCCUGGUGUUCCCCUGCUACUGGCUGCUGGACCGGCUGCUGGCGUCCUGCGUGGCCACCUCUCUGGAGAAGCGGCAGCGUGCUCAGGACCCCUGCUCCUUCCUGUCGCUCUGCGUCCUGAUCGCAGCGCCGCUCUACCUGCUGCUCUUCUUCGCAUCGCUGCCCUUCGCCCUGCUGGGCUUCAUCAUCUGGGCUCCGCUGCAGGCCGUCCGCCAGCCCUACCUGUACACCUACCGCAGACCGGACAAGCACCAGGCCGAGCAGGGCCAAGCCGGGCCGGGCGGCGGCGGUACCGGAGAGUGGAGGCCUCAGGGCCGGAGCUUCUGCUUCUGCAGCGCCAACGUCUGCCUGCUGCCCGACUCUCUGGCCCGUUUCAACAACCUGUCGGACACCCACCGGAGAGCCAGAGAGGUCGGCAAGAGGAUCCGCAACGGGGCCAGUCGGCCUCAGAUCAAGAUCUACAUCGACUCGCCCACAAACACCUCCAUCAGCGCUGCGUCCUUCAGCAGUCUCGCCACUGGUUUCCGUCGAACUUCUUCUUUGGACCAUCGUCCGGACCAAACCCCCACCACCAACGGACCCGCCGACACCGAAACAGAACCGCUCACCGAGUGUCCAAUCCACCCCUCAGGAGCCGCUGACUGCCCCAUCCACCCAUCUGCAGCCGACCAGUGCCCCGCCCACCCCGAUGCAGCGCCCCCUGCAGGCGACUGUCCGCUGCACCAGACUGGAACCACCAGCAGCUCAGAAUGCCCCGCCCACGGUGCCGGGGAGGCUGACUGCCCCGCGCACGCUGACUGCGCCGUGCACGCCCCUGGCCACCAUGACUGUGCCGUGCACGGUGACGCGGCACCGAAGCGGCCCUCUGACUGCCCAUUGCACACCUCGGGGGUCCAGAUCAGCAUCAGCGCCCCGGAGCCGGACCCGGAUGAGGAGGAGACAGGGAACCACCGGGAGGCGGGCGGCGACUCCAUGACGGCGUCCCGGGAGUCGCUCGCCCGUUACCAUGGUGACAGCGGUGUCGGGAUCUCCUCCAACAACACGCUGUCACACGUCCCGCGCACCUCCAUCUUCAAGCGCCCGGGACGGAAACGUCGCCACGGAGACGAGACGUUCGACCACGAGAUCUCCGCCUUUUUUCCCGCCAACCUGGACUUCCUGGCGUUGCAGGAAGUGUUCGACCACGGCGCGACGUCGCGGCUGCGGCGCCAGCUGCACCGCUACUUCCCCUACGUGCUGAGCGACGUCGGCCGCUACGGCUGGAAGGGCUGCUGCUCCAGGUUCAAGUUCCUGAACAGCGGCCUGAUGCUCGCCAGCCGCUACCCGAUCCUGGACGCCCGCUACGAGUGUUACCCCAACGGGAGAGGCGAGGACGCGCUGGCCGCCAAGGGGGCGCUGUUCGCCAAG